Molecule: messenger RNA, 360 nt
Organism: Anneissia japonica
Lineage: Eukaryota; Metazoa; Echinodermata; Crinoidea; Comatulida; Comatulidae
Product: ADP-ribosylation factor 2-like
Exons: 2
Biological process (GO): intracellular protein transport; vesicle-mediated transport
Cellular component (GO): cytoplasm; plasma membrane
Molecular function (GO): GTPase activity; GTP binding
Source: RefSeq, a predicted model, not a curated record
UAAUUUCCAAAUUUCUACGUUUUCGUCUACCAGGAAAGACUGCAAUAAACGCUAAAUUAGAUAGAAACAUAGAGAAAGUGUCUGGCCCGACAUUUGGAUUUACAGUGGCAGACAUGGACGUAGACGACACCGGUACCUCGAAACUUAAUGUUUGGGAAGUCGGAGGCGAAAAAGACGUACGAUCUUCAUGGGAUUUUUACUUCGCAAACACCGAGGCUUUAGUAUUUGUGGUUGAUAGCAGUGACCACGAUCGCAGCACAGAAGCCAAGGAAACACUACAUAACGUACUCAAGCAUCAAUAUUUUGAAGCACAAAGAGAUCUUCCACUCGUAGUCAUUGCUAACAAGCAAGAUGUUAUCG